UGUUCCCAAUCGGUCCAGCAAAAGGAUAGGUAGUCAAUGGAUCAGUGGAUAGCUGCUUCCAAGAGUAGUUUGUUAUUCGAGACUGGUGAGGCAGAAAACAUGGGCUCCACUGUUGAGAAGAUCCAAGUGGCAGUGUGAGAAUGAGGCUGGUGUGGAAAUCCCUGGACAAGAUGAGGUGUCUGAGGAAACGUACCACCAUCCCCUUCCUCGGCUUCCUCAUUACCUUCCUCCUCUUUCUGAACCUCUACAUGGAAGAUGGCUACGUCCUGGAAGGAGAUAAAAGGCAGCUCAGGGAAGCUUCGGUCCAUCCACCAAGCUCAGAGCGAUAUGCUCACACCUUCAGAGACCUCAGUAACUUCUCCGGCACCAUUAAUGUCACAUACCGCUAUCUCGCUGGGACGCCUCUGAACCGCAAGAAGUUUCUGACUAUUGGAUUGUCGUCAGUUAAAAGAAAAAGAGGAAACUACCUUCUGGAGACCAUCAAAUCCAUCUUUGACCAAUCAAGCUAUGAGGAGCUGAAGGAGAUUGUGGUUGUGGUCCAUCUUGCUGACUUUGAUCUGGUCUGGUGUGAGAAUGUGGUUCAGGAAAUCACCAGGAAGUUUGCUCACCACAUUAUAGCGGGACGGCUGUUGGUCAUCCAGGCCCCAGAGGAGUUCUACCCCUCUCUGGACGGCUUAAAGAGGAACUACAAUGACCCGGACGACAGAGUCCGUUUCCGUUCCAAGCAGAACGUGGACUAUGCUUUCCUCCUGAACUUCUGCACAAACCUGUCACACUUCUACAUGAUGUUGGAGGACGACGUGCGCUGCUCCAGGAAUUUUCUGACAGCGCUGAAAAAGGUGAUCACCUCCAGAGAAGGCUCCUACUGGGUGAUGAUGGAGUUCUCGAAGCUGGGCUACAUCGGUAAGCUCUACCACUCCAGAGACCUGCCUCGCCUGGCUCAUUUUCUCCUCAUGUUCUACCAGGAAAUGCCUUGUGAUUGGCUCCUCAUCCACUUCAGGGGACUGCUGGCUCAAAAGGAUGUGAUUCGCUUCAAACCCUCGCUCUUCCAGCACAUGGGUUAUUACUCCUCCUAUAAAGGAGUGGAGAACAAACUGAAGGACGACGACUUUGAGGAAGACUCCAUUGACAUUCCUGACAACCCCCCUGCCAAUAUUUACACAAACAUAAAUGUCUUUGAGAACUAUGACGCAACCAAAGCCUACAGCACGGUGGAUGAAUACUUUUGGGGAAAGCCUCCCUCUACUGGAGAUUUCUUUGUCAUAGUCUUUAACAAAUCGGCCAAAGUUAGCAAAAUUAAGAUUGCUACUGGGUCUGAUGACCGUCAGAACGACUUUCUUCACCACGGAGCUCUGGAAGUAGGGGAAAAAUUAGUUGGGACUAAAAAAGGAAAACAGUGCUCUUCUUACAUCACGUUAGGGGAGUUUAAAAAUGGAAACAUCGAAGUUCAAGAUGUGGAUCACAAGAUUUCUUUUGACAUUGAAUGCAUUCGCAUCGUGGUGACAGCAAGCCAAAAAGAAUGGCUCAUUAUCAGAAGUAUCAGUUUAUGGACUACACAACCCCCCAGCCAAUGAGAACUGUACAACCUCCCCUCUUAGUGACCCAUACAGGCAGUUUUUAUCAUUUAUAUUAUUAUUAAUGUGUUUUCUAGGUUAAAUUUAUUCAUUUUGUAUGUAUUGAUUUAUUUUUCUUGCCAAAUCAGUUUGUGUUUUUAUACUAAAAUGCUGUAACUUUAGUGGACCAUUUUCACAGGCAUUCUCAAGGACAUUUGACCUGACCUCAGUCUAUUAAAUAAUCAUAGCUUAUUCCAUAUAUUGUUGUAUUUGUAUAAAAAAAAUUAUUGACCAGUACCUUAUUAAAGUAAAUAAACUUAGCUGUAAAAGUGAGGAA
Cyprinodon tularosa is the source of this 1890-nucleotide messenger RNA. RefSeq names its product mgat4 family member C (gene mgat4c). The transcript is spliced from 4 exons. Gene Ontology annotation, molecular function: acetylglucosaminyltransferase activity. Gene Ontology annotation, biological process: protein N-linked glycosylation. The record is from RefSeq and is a predicted model, not a curated record. NCBI's taxonomy places the organism in Eukaryota, Metazoa, Chordata, Actinopteri, Cyprinodontiformes, Cyprinodontidae. The coding region runs from base 141 to 1574 and encodes 477 amino acids.